GAGUUUGAUAAAAAGCUUGACAGAGACGAUACAGUCUGUACUUCCCUUUCUACCACGGCUAAGUGGUCGAGAAUUCUGUUGGAUUCGCUCUUCAGGCACCUCAAGGAAGUAUACGAGAAGUUGGGGGUUCCAUUUACCCUACACUCAGAUAAUAAAUUUGGAGAUAUUGCUGUCCGGAUACAUAAAAAGCUGAUAGACUAUCAUUUGCUAGACGAAACUGAAGAGGUUGAGCCUGACGACAAAUUCUUACUUUCCCCUAUUUCUGAUAAAAUGCCACAUUUGUUUUUCCGUUAUGACCUAACGAAGUGGAAGGAUGAGGCUUUUGGCAUCUUGAAAAGUAUUGCUAAGCUUGAAAAAGAACAUGAGAUGAAAAAGAAAGCUGCCCAAGAACAUGGGGAAGUGCUAGACCCUCUGAUCUCCAAAAAGUACAUCGAGGAACAAAUUGAGUUGGCGGAGCAGUUGCCCGUUGAGGGAUUGCAGGAGGAAGCUACAGAGCUGAUUCCUAUAGUUUUCUUAGCUCCACAGACAAGACUGGUCGUGGAAGAAGUCUUGAAUUUGAUAGAUAAGACUUGCCGUGCUGUAGUUAAAGAACGGAAUGUUUUCUGGAAGCAAAAUCUCGAGUGUCGUGCCUCAGCCCGCGAGAGCAAAGGGCAUCAUUUGAAUGGGUUGAAUAAAACCCUAGAUUCAUUGCUCGAAAAGGAUUUUGACAAUAAGCUUGACAGAGAAGAUACAUUCUGUACAUCCCUUGCUUCCACUGCAAAGUGGUCUAGAAUACUGGUGGAUAUGCUCCUCAGACACCUCAAGGAAGUAUACGA
This is a messenger RNA of Striga hermonthica, 815 nucleotides long. NCBI's taxonomy places the organism in Eukaryota, Viridiplantae, Streptophyta, Magnoliopsida, Lamiales, Orobanchaceae. The record is from the annotation of a GenBank genome assembly.